UGUCAACAGCAGUGACAGUGCGGAGUGAGUGACGUUUUAUAAUUAGUCUGUGCUUCGCUGUGGACAUUUUCUUUCCUGCACCGAAUUAUUGUCGAAUGAUUUUGUUUGCUCCGCAUUAGUGCGACUGUUCGGGAAUCUUUGUUUUAAGUGCAUUUGUAAUUGAGUGACAAUACGUUAAAAUGUUUGGACUACGGUUUUAUUUGCUUUUAGUGGCGUUUUGUAGUUGUUCAAUCCUAGGGCGAGGAGAUGAGGCGCCCAAAACGGAGUUGUUAGAUGUGCCACCGAAGACCGUCGAGAGCCUGGCGGCUUCGCAGGCCGUUCAAGGCUUGCCGGAGACGUCGUCUGUGGAGCCGACGACAGUGACGGCGCCGACGCCUGACCCCGACCCAAAGAACACCACUACUAGCACUACUACAACUACAACCACUACGACUACUACUACCACCACGACGCAAAAGCCGCCGACGCCGCCGCCCAAGCCCACGCCGCCCAAGCCGCUGCCCGCCCCCGACCAGGGCACCUGGUCGCUCACCAACAAGACCUCCAACGUCACCUGCAUCGUGGCUCAGUUCGCAGCGCAGAUCAACAUCACCUACCGCAUGACCAAUAACAAUGUGACCUCCUACCGUUCAGAGGUGAUGAACGUGCCAGUCAACGCGACCGUUCAAGACGGCAGCUGCAACGCGUCAUCCACGCAGCAGUGGCUGCUCAUCGGCUGGCCUGGCUCCGACGGCGUCCUCAACACCAUCCGACUCCAGUUCCUCAAGAACGAGACCACCAGGACCUAUGCGUUGAACAGCCUCAACCUCACCGUGGAUGCCUCAGUCCUGGUCAAUGCUUCCGUGCCAGCCGACACUCUGGAGUUUUCGUACGGCGAGGAGUGGGCGACGCCGCUGGCCACGUCCUACCGCUGCCUGCCGGCUACCAAGCUCAGCAUGAGCAACGAGACCUAUGACGCCACCGCCGUCGUCACCGUCUCCCGCCUGCAGGAGGAGGCCUUCAGGACCGUCAACGGCACAGGAUUCAGCGCUGCGCGCGAGUGCGGCGGCGGCGACGUGCCGGACGCGGUGCCGAUCGCGGUGGGCUGCGCGCUGGGCGGGCUGGUGCUGGUGGUGCUGGUGGCGUACCUCGUGGCGCGCCGCCGCUCCGCCGCGCGCGGGUACCUCUCCAUGUAGAGGCAGCGCUGGCAACGCGUGCGCGUGCGCCGUCGUGCGUCCCGUCGGCUGGCGGCGCGCCGCUACCUGUGCCUCAGCCGCGCCGACGCCGGCUGUCGCGGCGUCUAGCACUUUGUGGACACGUCACGGGACACCACCCCCCACGAUAGUAAAACUAUCGAUAGUUUUCAUUCGAAAAAGCCUUCUCCAUCGAUAGGCCUAUCGAUAGUAUCGAUAGUAUCGAUACUAUCGAUUGUUCUAGACUAUCGAUAGUCUGUAAAUUUGCAAUAGUAUUGGGUAUGUUUAAAUUCAUUUUUACAAUAUUUCAAAUGUUUCGCUUGACUUACCAACUAAACAUAUAACUAACAAUAAUAAUCUCACUUGUAUUUAAAAUUACCUGCAUUAGUUAAGUACGGCAAAUAAAAUGUAUUGCCAAUUUUGGAAACAUAUAAUUAAAUGUUAUGGUUAACUAUAUGAAAUAAUUCAAGUAUUCCAAUAACCCUAUUGUUGUGCCUAUUGACUAUUAUACCCAAAUAUUGUAAACGAUACUAUUGUAAAUUGCCAAACUAUCGAUAGUCUAGAACAAUCGAUAGUAUCGAUACUAUCGAUAGUAUUGAUAGCUUUUUAUUCAAAAGCGACAAUAGUAUCGAUAGUUUAUUCUUCACGAGCAACAAUACUAUCGAUAGUAUUGCACAUAUUCAAUAGUAUUGCCUCGUUUUGAGCUAUCGAUAGUAUCGACAGUAUCGAUACUAUCGAUAGGCCAAUCGAUAGUCUUGCGAUAGUUUGACUAUUCGAUAGACUAUCGAUAGUCGACUAUCGAUCGGCAACACUAGUGCCAACACAGGCCACUUGGACACAGGACAUGUCGGAGUUUGCUGCCUUUUGUGCACCAUUAUUCUUGUUUAAUGUAAGUCUCUUAUGUGCAAAGUUUUUGAUGUUAUCCUGUAUUAAGCAUUCGGUGUUUAUGUAUUUGAAACUGUAUUUUUGAAUUCUAUUUGUAAGUGGAUUCUAAUUGUCUUUAUUGUAUAAACAAAUGCAGAUACGUAUUGAUAAACCGAUUUUUGAAACCACGAUUUUUCCUGUUAAAAUAAAUACAAAGUGAUAAAAUACCAACUGAAAACAAAAUCGUGAACUCCGUCUAUUAAUACGAAUCUUGUUCCAAGUCUGCAUAACAUCAUGCAAAAUUAAACUCCGAUAGUUGUACCAAAACUAUCAGUCACACUCUACUGAAUCUGUUAAUAAAUGUUCGAACCGUACGGCUUAUGUUGUAGCCGUUGUAUCCAUUGAAAAUUCAUUGACGUGUUCACAAAAUGUACAAAUAUAUUAUUUUAUAUUGGUAAUUCCAAUUCACGCGAAAGUGAAGCGAUUCGUUCCAACGCAAUUUAGAAAAUUACAUUUGCUCAAAAGUUACAUUCAUUUCCAAAUCUAGAACAAUGCAGAGCUAAUUAGUAUAUUAAACAAUUGUUAACUAUGUGAGAAAAUGAUCGAAUUAAAGAUAUACUAAAUAUUUGUAGCCUUUAAAGUAUUAACCACUCGACUCUAGUACGAGCAUCGCGUAAAGUGGCAUUUCUAAAAAAAUAUAAUAAAAAAACAUUUAGCUGUUGUGUUAUUUAGCUAUCGUUUAUGUAUCUUGGCCAUAAUAGUAGGAUAGUUUCAUCGCGAUAUAAAAUCUCAUCUGAACAUCCUAGAGCACGUAGAUAAAUGUUUAACAAAUCCAUUAUUGUUUAGCAAAGUGACUAUUAUUGAGUAAACAAAUAUAAAAUACUAUAGAAAUGUGAUUAUAAUAGACUUACAAAACAAUGGUAGAGGUCUUUUUUAAAAGUCAUAUAAUUUUGUAUUGUAUCUGUAUAAUUUUAUAUCUGAUUUUAUGUUAAUGUGUAUUUUAUCGUGAUUUAUUGUUUCCAAAGAAUUUCCGGUUGGUUCAUCAUUCGAGUUAUACUGCGGUAUAACGCGUAACGGCAUGACAUUACGAUUAAAUGUAUGUAUUUCUGUCCAAUAAAAUAUUCCGUAAAAGAUGCCUGGUAGACAUAGUUAGUACGUAAAGAUAUGCAGUGUCUUUUACUAUACAUAGAUAGUAUUCUAAAUAAUUCUAUAAGAGUAAAAAUUGUGUGCUGGACAUUUCAUUGCAAAUAUACCAACUUUCAAAUGUUACUAUAAAGCCGGUAGCACACUGGACGACUCAGUCGAAUCACAUCGAAUCGUAGAGAUGUGUGGAGAGGAUUUUCUAACAUCGUUUAGCGGAGGUGUGCCACCGGCGUAAUAUGUCGCAAGGAGAUUGAGCCAGGCAACAUUAAUGCAAUCAUUUCAGUCCUUAUUCGUAAUGUAAAAAAGGCAAUGGAUUGCCCAGUAUGUUAACGACCUAUGUCAUUUACAUUUCCUAUUAGAUUUAAUUUCAGUUUUCUUAGUUUAAGUACCGUAAAAUAGAAUGUAAAUUGUGUUGCCAUCUUUGGUAGAUACUAUUACCUAAGUUGGCAACACUUAUAAGCCUUUGAUUAGGUGCAAUGCCGUUUGCUCAAAAAAGUUUUUGUCUUUCCUUACUCAAGAAGUAAAAGAAGAAGGAAGAAAAAGAGCAAGGAGAAAAAAACUUUUUUGAACAUACGUUAGUAAACCCUUUGAAUACAUCACAGGCUGUAUGCACCAACGGAUAAAUGUGCCCUACGUACGAGGUACGCAAUAAACUGUCUUAUCGGGCAGUUGGGUAAAACAGCCAAAAUAGUUUUAAGAUGACAAAAAUAUAACUUCAAAACUACGGCUGUCAAAGACAUAGGUCGUUCGCUCGCAAGCAAAAGGUCCCGGUUGAAGUCGAUUUGGGUAGCUAUAGGGCGACGCCGGCCUGUGGGUAUUUUGAGUUUUAUCACCUUAACAAUACGUACCAAUUUCAAUUAGUUCGCGCAUCAGUUGCCGGCCCACAGGCGGCGUCAGAGACUGUAAGAUGUGAAGAGAAUAAAAAUGUUUUUUAUUGCCA
Messenger RNA from Ostrinia nubilalis (European corn borer), 4119 nucleotides. RefSeq names its product lysosome-associated membrane glycoprotein 1-like. Gene Ontology annotation, cellular component: lysosomal membrane; late endosome membrane; plasma membrane. NCBI's taxonomy places the organism in Eukaryota, Metazoa, Arthropoda, Insecta, Lepidoptera, Crambidae. Gene Ontology annotation, biological process: establishment of protein localization to organelle. The record is from RefSeq and is a predicted model, not a curated record. The transcript is spliced from 7 exons. The coding region runs from base 180 to 1175 and encodes 331 amino acids.